AAAAUAAGUACUUACUUAAAAAAUGGAGUGUAAAAUAUUUCAGCUUUCAUUUUUUUUUUUUUUUUUUUCAUUUUUGGCUCAAUUAUAAUAAUGGUUUGUAAAUUAAAUCGAUUCGUAAUGUAAUUACUCAGAAACGCUAGGAGUUGCUCACAUUGUGUAAUUACUCAGCUCCACCCCAUAUUUGGGGAUAGGUCGAAAUUAGGGUUACUGAUUUUCAGAUCUGAAAUCAGCCAAAAGUCAACAAACUGAAUUAGGGUUUUAUUUUAUUUAUAUCGUAUAUGAAGUUGUAGUUUAGUUAGAGAGGAGCGUAAAGGAGGGUGAUUUUGAGCUACCAAUGCAAUUUGAAUUGAAAUCCAAAUUGUGACACCGCUUUGGAAUUUUUUGGGUCACAGAAAGGAAGAGAUCAUCAAUGUCUUGGGCAAGUGCAGAAGAUAUCUACCUCUCUACUUCUCUUGCUAGCUAUCUUGAUAAGAAACUUCUCGUGUUGCUGCGAGAUGGGCGGAAGCUUUUGGGGACGCUUCGUUCUUUUGACCGAUUUGCUAAUGCUGUAUUAGAAGGUGCAUGUGAGCGUCUUAUUGUUGGUGAAAUCUACUGUGAUAUUCCGUUGGGUCUUUAUAUUAUACGAGGGGAAAAUGUCGUUUUGAUUGGCGAGUUGGAUGUAGAUAAGGAGGAACUUCCACCCCACAUGACUCGGGUCCCAGAAGCUGAGAUAAGAAGGGCCCAAAAAGCAGAAAGGGAGGCUUCAGAUCUUAAAGGUACAAUGAGAAAGAGGAUGGAAUUCCUUGAUAUGGAUUGAAGUUUCUUGCUCUCAUACCAGGCUCAGGUUGGAAUCAUGGCAUGCCUUCCGCAAAUAUUAUCGCGGUUGCUUGGUGGUGGCAAAAAGUAACUACAACUCGGUUCCUCUUUUCUUACUGGCUGUACCCUGUAUGUGUAAGUGUUCAUUGUAACAUCUACAGUACAUGAUUGCUGCUGUGGUGGGAACAGAGUUGCUAUCUUCUUAUGUUUCCUCUGUUAGAUGUUUCGAGUAUGGUUGGUAGGAUCAUCUUUCUGGUAGUACAGGUAGUUGACCUGUUGAUGGUAUGGAGAAUGCUAGACUAUGAAUGAUGGUAUACGUGAUUCAACGUUCUUCCAUUGUUCUCUUAUUCAGCGUCUAUGGUGAAUUGUAUCAUAGACUCUAACCUGGAUUCAGCAUUUGUAUCCUGUUGAAAUAGGAGCUCUUUUGUUUAUA
Capsicum annuum is the source of this 1228-nucleotide messenger RNA. Its product is annotated as sm-like protein LSM1B. NCBI's taxonomy places the organism in Eukaryota, Viridiplantae, Streptophyta, Magnoliopsida, Solanales, Solanaceae. The transcript is spliced from 5 exons. Gene Ontology annotation, biological process: deadenylation-dependent decapping of nuclear-transcribed mRNA. Gene Ontology annotation, cellular component: Lsm1-7-Pat1 complex; P-body. The record is from RefSeq and is a predicted model, not a curated record. Gene Ontology annotation, molecular function: RNA cap binding. The coding region runs from base 410 to 796 and encodes 128 amino acids.